Messenger RNA from Truncatella angustata, 2100 nucleotides. Its product is annotated as HEC/Ndc80p family protein. Gene Ontology annotation, cellular component: Ndc80 complex. The coding region runs from base 1 to 2100 and encodes 699 amino acids. The record is from RefSeq and is a predicted model, not a curated record. NCBI's taxonomy places the organism in Eukaryota, Fungi, Ascomycota, Sordariomycetes, Amphisphaeriales, Sporocadaceae. Gene Ontology annotation, biological process: attachment of mitotic spindle microtubules to kinetochore. The transcript is spliced from 2 exons.
AUGAAAAGAUCAAACUCGACGAGCGGCUUCGGUGGCAGCCAUGUGCGCUCCGUCUCGGGAUCUAGGCAAUCCCUUGCCAUGGGCAGCCGGCCAGCGCAGCCCAUAUUCUCGAGAUCCUCGUCCGGUGGUAACCUCGCUGAGAUAGGCAUGUCGUCCGUGAAGCGUGCGUCAAUUGCCCCCAACAACACGUCGCUCAGGACCUACGCCCCGGCCGGUCUGCCCGGCCGCAGCUCAGAGGGCGAUCAGAGGAGGAGCAGCGUCUACCGAUCGCGACCAUCGUCAAAUGGCCCCAUGAGCCAUCAGAGCUUCUUCCAACAAGCACCACAGGCCGCCGGCGUACCACGCGACCCGCGCCCCCUGCGCGAUCGGUCCUACCAGGCCCGCAUCGGCCAGGAAAUACUCGAUUACCUCGCCCAGCACAACUUCGAGAUGGAGAUGAAGCACAACUUGUCCCAGAACAUCAUCAAGUCCCCCACACAAAAAGAUUUCAACUACAUGUUCCAGUGGCUGUACCAUCGCAUCGAUCCGAGCUAUCGCUUCCAGAAGAACAUCGACCAAGAAGUGCCCCCCAUCCUCAAACAGCUGCGCUACCCCUUCGAGAGGAGCAUCACAAAGUCCCAGAUUGCCGCUGUAGGUGGCCAGAACUGGAGCACCUUCCUCGGCCUGCUACAUUGGAUGAUGCAACUGGCUCAGAUGCUCGAGGGAUACUCCCAUCACCGCUACGAUGACGCCUGCAUAGAGGCUGGCAUCGACGUGUCUGGAGAUCACAUUAUCUUUGACUUUUUGAGCACCGCCUAUAGGGACUGGCUGGACAUGGGCGACGAUGCUGGCGAUGAAGAUGCCGAAAGAGCAUUGGCACCUCACAUUGAAGCCAUGGCUAAAGCCUUUGACAGGUCAAACUCCAAGUAUCAAUCCGAGCUUGACAUGCUUGAGGCGGAACACGCCAGGCUACAGCAGGAAAUCGAAGACUUGGAGAAGUCCACCCCUGAUCCUCGAGUUCUCGACGACCAUUUCAAGAUCAUGGAGGAAGACAAGGUGAAAUUCGAGGAGUACAACGCCCUUGCCCAGCAGAGGUCAGAAAAGUACGAGAGCCGGAUCGCCGUCUUGCAGGAGGAAUACGACAAGUUGAUGGAAGAGCUAAAGGAAGUAGACGACGAACGUCGCGGCCUGCAGAAAGAAGUCGACAGCCAAGGAAUAAGCAUGUCGGAUAUCGACCGCAUGACCUCGGAGCGCGAGCGACUGCAGCGCGGUAUCGAAUCAGCAGCUGUGCGCCUCGAGGAGGUUAAGAAAAAGGUUGCUGAAAAGGAGAUAGAGGCUAGUCGAAGACUCGACGAGCUCGAGCGCCUGGUCGACGGAUACAACACUAUGGCGUACCAGAAUCUGCUUAUCCCCGCCAGCGCAGAAAACGCCAAGGGCGAGCAGUACGAGCUCGCCGUCACCGUAAACGAGUCAGAUUUCACCGGCUCGGUCAUGAAGGGAGGUUCUUAUGGAUCUACGGGCACUGGCACUGAGCGCCUCCUGGCUGACUCCGUAACGGGCUACCAGCCAGCCCAUAUCUUGAACCUCGAUCUGCGCGGAACGGUUAAGACCAAUUUCGCGCAGCUACGAAAGGAAGUGAGCGAGCGACGCGGGUUGGCCAUGGACGCCAUGAUCAAGGACCACGAACUCCUCGAUGGUAUCAAGGAGACCAUCGAGGACAAGAAGAAUGAGGUCGAGGCACUGCGCCACCGCGUUCGCGCCGCCGAGGAGGAGUACGAGAAGACCAAGGAGGUCACCACCACGCAGAAACUGGCGAGCGAUGCCCAGAUCGAGAAGAUGGAGAAAGAGCUCGCCAAAAUGCGCACGCAGUUGACUGAAAGUCUGCAGUUUCUGGAGCAGAGGGAAAUGAACACCAACAUUGAAUAUGAGCAGCUCACUCUCAAGGCGAAUGCUCUGCGCGAGGAACUUCACACUGAGAUCGAGCGCAUGUUGAAUGAUAUCAUCAAAUUCAAGGUGCACGUCCAGAAGAACCUCGAGGACUACGAGAGCUUUGUUGCAGAUGAGCUCGAGAAGGAAUUGGUGCCUGAGGAGAUGCAGGUGGAUGAAGAAGAAGAUGCCUGA